CUCACCUUUUACGGUGAAAAGAUUGUCUUGGAACCACACAAAGCCUGUUGUAUUGCGCAACGUUGUGGGCUCUUGCCUUUUUAAAUUUGCACUAACAGCAUGACAUCAUGACAUCAUGAAGAAGUACUCUUACGUCGCACAUGAUCGUAGCAAUGCUUGUGACCAGAAAAGCAAUAUUUCAAAUCCAUCUGCUUGACCCUUCAAGGAUCAGCUUCUUUGCGGUCGCCUACAGAACGCUGUAGUCCUGAUGGAGAAUUUCACUACCUUGCAAGUCCACGAAAGACCGGUUGUCGUCAUGGACAAUGGGUCAGGCUACACCAAGAUGGGAUUUCAUGGAAAUGCUUUGCCAAAUUUCGUCAUACCCACGGCCAUCAGCUUUGGUGGCUCAGAGAGGAGGGCAGCAGGCCCAGUAUCCUGCUCAGAUGACAGCCAGGUCUACAUUGGUGAUGAAGCCUUGUCACAACACGAUCACAGCGUCCACUAUCCCAUUCGCCAUGGUGUGGUGAAAUGCUGGGAUCACAUGGAGCGUUUCUGGCAGCAGAGCAUCCACAGGUACUUGAGGGUCAACAGUGAGGAUCACAAUUUCAUCCUGACAGAGCCACCCAUGAACCCUCCAGAGAAUAGGGAGACGGCCGCAGAGAUCAUGUUUGAGACCUUCAACGUGCCCGGACUCUGCAUCGGUGUCCAGGCUGUGCUCUCGCUGUAUGCAGCAUUCGCAGUCGCCGAGAAGGGAAGCAAGACACAUCGGUCCUCCCUGACCGGCUGUGUGAUAGACAUCGGGGACGGCUGCACGCACAUCAUACCAGUCUCAGACGGCUAUGUGAUUGCCUCUGCCAUCAAAUCUGUCCCCAUUGCUGGCCGAGAUGUGACCUCCUUCGUGCAGCAGCUGAUGAGGGACCGGAAGGAGCCUGUGCCUGUUGACAUGUCCAUGGAUGUUGCGCGGCGCAUCAAGGAGACUCUCUGCUACACUGCGUCCGAUGUUGUCAAGGAGUUUGCAAAGCACGACGCGCAUCCCGACAAGCACAGCAGGGUGUACACCUGCGCAGACCCUCGCACUGGCGCCGAGCAUGCAUGCAACGUCCGCCAUGAGGCGUUCCUGGCCCCAGAAGUCUUCUUCCGCCCAGACUUCAUCUCGGACGAGUACACCACCCCGCUCCCGCAGCUGGUGGACAGGGUGAUCCAAAGCUGCCCAAUCGACACGAGGAGAGCUCUGUACGGCAACAUAGUGCUCAGCGGGGGCUCCACGAUGUUCAAGGACUUUGGGCGGCGGCUGCAGCGGGACCUGCAGAAGGCAGUAGCUGCGCGGCAGCCGUUGGGCGGCCGGCCGGUGGAUGUGCGCGUGGCCGGCGCGCAGCGAUUUGGCGUCUGGUUUGGCGGCUCCGUGCUGGGCAUGAUGCCGCAUUUUGGCAGCAUGUGCUGCAGCCGCGCCGAGUACCAGGAGCGCGGCUUCCGCGCCAGCGUCGCGAACAACGACGGCGCCGCCUGAGUCUAGCGCAAGCCUGCCAUUUUAUAUUUACGAAUGCACUUAUUCAUGGACUUGAGGAUUUCUGACUUUCUGACGUUGAGAGUGUUGCAUGCAACGACGGAGCCGCCUGAGAGUCCUGCGGAACUGCCGCCUCUGUUCUCGCAAAGGGCUAGUCAAAAGGGCUCGGAUGAGAGACCAGUUCGAAGAAGAACAAACAGGAUCAAUCAACUUUAUCGUGUUGUUGGGAGACUUGCCACGCAGAAAAGUCCUGCCAUAAGCAGCGCACAUGAAUUGAGGAGAAUAUUGGCUGGCUCUGGUCAAUGAGUAAAUGAGCUUGGGGAAUU
Messenger RNA from Coccomyxa subellipsoidea C-169, 1809 nucleotides. RefSeq names its product actin-related protein 3. Gene Ontology annotation, cellular component: actin cortical patch; Arp2/3 protein complex. Gene Ontology annotation, biological process: Arp2/3 complex-mediated actin nucleation. The transcript is spliced from 9 exons. Gene Ontology annotation, molecular function: actin filament binding. The record is from RefSeq and is a predicted model, not a curated record. NCBI's taxonomy places the organism in Eukaryota, Viridiplantae, Chlorophyta, Trebouxiophyceae, Coccomyxaceae. The coding region runs from base 248 to 1486 and encodes 412 amino acids.